Messenger RNA from Cercocebus atys (sooty mangabey), 2384 nucleotides. Its product is annotated as neuroblastoma breakpoint family member 4-like. The record is from RefSeq and is a predicted model, not a curated record. Lineage: Eukaryota; Metazoa; Chordata; Mammalia; Primates; Cercopithecidae. Bases 841 to 2241 code for a protein of 466 amino acids. The transcript has 9 exons.
UGUAAGGUCCGUGGUAUCAGAGUGUCCCCAAACUGACUGCACAUCUGAGUCAUGUUAACAAACACAUUCCAGGCCCCACCUGAGGGCACUGAAUCAGAAUCCCUGCAAGGAGGACACUGGACUGACCUUCCAGGUGUUUCUUACUCUGAUCAACUUGCGAGUAGGAACCAUUGAGCUCCAUCACAUCAUUCCAAAGCCAAACACAAAAGCAGAACAAGAAUGUAUUCAAUGCAGUCUCUAAAGAGGAGAAAACUGUUGGGGGAACCUAGAAGUGAAGGAGACAUGCCUUGAUGGGCUCCAUCUUAACUUUAUCCUGAAUAUAGCGGAGACACGAGCCCUUCGGGACACAUGCCUGAGGCAGUGACAGUCCAACCUUGGAACAGUGGAAGCCCUAGUUUCAAAUUCAAGCUUGCUUUGAGUGGAUGUUACGUUUACAUCUCUUUGCAUGGCAACAGGGCCAACUUUCUCCAAGCUGCUCAACUUACAAGAAAAGGAAUCGUACUGCUAAGACUUCAAACUUCAGCAGACUUGGGUAAGUCUUAUAAAUCUGUUCCAGCCACCUAACAAGAAACCAGAAAUUUAGCAAAUUCUUUCACAUUCAGGACAAUUGUGUUCACUAGAUCAGAGGCACUGAGACAUGAAGAAAAGACCCCCUAAAAAGGGAAAGCAUUCCUUCCUGCCCUAGGACAUCACUGCCAACUUCAGGGAGGUUGGAACCCAGCUGCCCACUCUACAGUAUGGCUUGCUUUUGUGUCUGGAAGGUGUCUGACAUGCUGAGAACUCGACCUAUUUCAGAGAGCUUUGAGAAGAGCCCGAAUCACUGAUGGAAUUGGACAGCACAUGGAAAUGGUUCAGCAGGAUGAGGUCCCUGGCGCUACCUCUUCUGCCACAAACGUCAGCAUGGUGGUAUCUGCCGACCUUUUGUCCGGCGAGAGGGCAGAGAUGAACAUCCUAGAAAUCAACAAGGAAUUGCGCUCCCAGCUGGCAGAGAGCAAUCAGCAGUUCCGAGACCUCAAAGAGAAAUUCCUUAUAACUCAAGCUACUGCCUACUCCCUGGCCAACCAGCUGAAGAAAUACAAGUGUGAAGAGUACAAAGACAUCAUAGACUCUGUGCUGAGGGAUGAACUGCAGUUCGUGGAGAAGCUGGCAGAGAAGCUCAGACAAGCUGAGGAGCUCGGGCAAUAUAAAGCCCUGGUUCACUCUCAGGCACGAGAGCUGACCCAGUUACGGGAGAAGUUACAGGAAGGGAGAGAUGCCUCCCGCUCACUGAAUCAGCAUUUCAAGGCCCUCCUCGCUCCUGAUGACCUUGAAAAGUCCCAGGGUCAGGACCUCCGAGAGCAGCUGGCUGAGGGGCACAGGCUGGCAGAGCACCUUGUUCACAAGCUGAGCCCAGAUUUGUUUACAGAAAAUCAAAAUGAUCAUGAGGAAGAGGAGGGGAAAGCACCAGUGCCCCCCAGACAGCAUGACAUGUCCAACUAUUACCUGCAUAGUGAAGUCUCUUUCCUGGCACUGGAGGAAGAGAAAGUUUGCUCCACUCAGGAUGUUGCCAAGGAUGACUCCAAUUCCAAAUGGGAUGAGACCUCACUUGGCUUCCUAGAACAGCGAAAUGAUCUUGAAGAGGUGAAAGGACAAGAAACAAUUGAUCCCAGACAUCGCCUGCAUUUACAUGAUGUCUGUCUGUGUGGCGUGGGUCACUGUGUGGCUUUAUUGAGAGCAGGGACAUCAGGGAUGGGUGUUCUGGGCAUGCUUAACAAAGGGAAAACUCAGAUUGUUCCUACUGAAACCCCUUCUCCUUUAGCUCCCAACCAGGCAGACUGUCCCCAAGGGACUUGGAGUGGAGACUUGAGCCACCACCUGUCAGAGGUGCAGGCUUCACAGGCACAGCUGGAGCCAAGCACCCUGGCGCCCAAUUGUCUGAGACCACAGCUGGAUCAAGGGUUCUACUAUGGAAAUGACUUGGCCAGGCGGGGCCCCCCCUCCACCACCUGCAGCUUCGCAGCCAAUGCUGAUUCUGGGAACCAAUGGCCCUUCCAAGAGCUGGUUUUAGAGCCCUCCCUGGGGAUGAAGAACCCUCCCGAGCUGGAAGAUGAUGCACUUGAAGGCUCAGCAGACAACACACAAGGGCGUCAAGUCAAUGGCCACAUUCACGCCUCUAGUGUCCUGAAACCGAAGAUCAUCAAAAGAAAACUCCCGCUCAGCAAGUGGAGACUGGCAUGCAGAUUCCCUGGCCUGCAAGCUUAGGGUGCAGAGGUAAUCACAUCUAUGGCUGAUAGCUGCACUCCUUAUUUCUCUGUCUAUGGUGACAGCUCAUUCUCCCACUGCUUUUUCUCACCCGUUUGUUCUCUCCAACAGCUGCUCUAACCUCUGUCUGGUCUUACCUCUGU